Molecule: messenger RNA, 617 nt
Organism: Diabrotica virgifera virgifera (western corn rootworm)
Lineage: Eukaryota; Metazoa; Arthropoda; Insecta; Coleoptera; Chrysomelidae
Exons: 3
Coding region: 118-441 (107 amino acids)
Source: RefSeq, a predicted model, not a curated record
AAAACUUGUCUGGUCCACCCACUUGUUCUUGCAAAUUCCUUUUUAAUAUUUUUAGUAGAAUUCUUGCUUUUAUUUCAAUAGCUAGAUUUUAAGUGAAGUUGAUCUUUAGAUUUAAAAAUGUUAAAGCCAUUUUUGUGUAUAGUUUUGUGUGUGGUUUUUGUGAAAUGCCAUCCAACGAUGUACCGAAUGAAUGAGAAUAAUGUAUUAGAAGCAGACUUAGUACCUAUAUCAUCAACAGUUAUACCCCUUCCAGUAUAUCAAGUUGGUUAUGGUAUAGAUGUGUUGUCAUCUCACAAAGACCGUAAUGCAGCAAAACCAGAAGGACCUAUAUAUUUAGAAACAGUGUAUACCAAGAAAAAACCUAUUCCAGCUGUAAAAUCUAAGCCUUCUUCUGAUGUGUCAACAGUUAAACAAGUGUCCAAAGCGGAGUACGAAAAUUAAACAUCACUUUGAAAGCUGAGCUACUAAUCAUACUAAAAAUCUACCAAAAAUAUUGUUACCAAUUAAAUAUAUAUUUAUUGUAGAAUUGCAUAGAUUUUUCAUUUUAAAAAUAAAACUGUAAAUUAAUGUAAAAUGCAUUGUAUAAUAUAAUACUAUAACAAAAAGAGUUAAUACUA